Monodelphis domestica (gray short-tailed opossum) is the source of this 7580-nucleotide messenger RNA. RefSeq lists its product as uncharacterized. The record is from RefSeq and is a predicted model, not a curated record. NCBI's taxonomy places the organism in Eukaryota, Metazoa, Chordata, Mammalia, Didelphimorphia, Didelphidae. Gene Ontology annotation, biological process: regulation of DNA-templated transcription.
CCUUCUGCCUGUGGCUCUCUUCUGGUAUCCUCCUGCAGACCCUCAGUAAGUCUCUCUUAGCCGGACUCUGCAGGCUGUCCAGAGCCUGGCCACGCCCACAUUUCUUUUCUACAAACUUGGGGGGAGAAGAGAAUAUCCCGCCCCCCUCCCCCUCGCACUGUGUUAGGACCAAAAGGAGCUCGGAACUGGGGAAGCCUGGUGCCCAGGGACCCUUUUCUUCCCGAAAGUCAGGACAAUGGAGCAACUUAAAGUGAGCAGGGCGAGCACAGGCACCACCAGCCCUCUAACCCACCGGGGAGGGGUGGGAGCGGGUGCCAUUCGGGCCCACCGAAGGCGUAGAAGAAUGAAGGGGAGGGAGACGGGGCUCACGCUGGAAGUUCUGAAGAGAGGCUCUGGAGGAGGGCCAGCCCAAAGGCCAAGGCGGGGCAAUUCUUGCUCUGAACCGGCGGCGCUGAGGCCUCCGAGAAACCGGAAGUUAAGAUCUUAUCCAAUUCCGGGUCCUCCACUUCCAAAGCUUUUCCCGCUUCGGCUCCUUAUCUGACCCUGGAACUCCCUCCGCCGGGCGCCUCAAGCCUGGAGAUAAGGCCAGGAAAAGAUGGAGGAACUUCACCAGAUGGACUCAUUGGGGCUACUUUACUGCCUUUACAGGGAGCCUGGAGUCCCAGGAAUGACCUUGGAGAGGGACAGGCUCCCAGGCCAGGAGGCGGUGACAUUCAAGGAUGUGGCUGUGGAGUUCACUCGGGAGGAGUGGUGCCUCUUGUCCCCUCCCCAGAAGGAGCUGUAUAAGGAGGUGAUGCUGGAGAAUGCCCAGAAUCUGCUCUCUGUGGGGCUACCAGCUCCCCCAGAAGACAUGAACUCUUAUUUGGAGCAGAGGGAAUCCCUGUGGAUGCUGGAGCAAGAAGGCCUGAGGAGCUGCUAUCCAGGAGAGAUUAGACCUGAAAUGAAGGCAAAUCCAACAGAGAUGAGCCUUCCUGUGGAAGAAAUGGACCUACAAAGAUUCAUGAGUGAUGGUACCAAUGACUUUUCAUUCAAUAGAUUCUGUGUUCCACCUCCAAAUUCAUCUCAUAUUGAACAUCAAAGAAUGCACAUUGAGAAAAAAUCUAGUGAAAGUAAUCAGUGCAAAAAGACUUUUAUGCACAGGUUCAGUCUUGCUGGACAGCAGAGGAUUCACACUGGAGAGAAACCUUAUGAAUACAAACAAUGUGGAAAGACAUCCAUAUGCAGCUCCUUUCUUCCUAUACAUCAGAGAAUGUGCACUAAGGAGAAACCUUAUGAAUGCAAGCGAUGUGGAAAGACAUUCAGUCAGAGUGACAGUCUUUCUGUACAUCACAGAAUGCACACUGGGCAGAAAAUUUAUGAGUGCAGGCAUUGUGGAAAUACAUUCAGUUACACCCCCAGUCUUACUAUUAAUCAGAGGAUCCUCACUGGGGAGGAACCUUAUGAAUGCAAGCAAUGUGGAAAGGCAUUUAGUCAGAUCUCUGCUCUUACCUUUCAUCAGAGAAUCCACACUGGAGAGAAACCUCAUGAAUGUCAGCAAUGUGGAAAGGCAUUUAGUCAGAGCUCUGCUCUUACCUUUCAUCAAAGAAGGCACACUGGAGAGAAGCCUCAUGAAUGCAGGCAAUGUGAAAAGACAUUCAGAUAUAUCUCCCAACUUGCUGUUCAUCAGAGGAUCCACACUGGGGAGAAACCUUAUGAAUGCAAGCAAUGUGGAAAGACAUUCAGUCGGAGUGACAAUCUUUCCGUACAUCAGAGAAUGCACACGGGGGAGAAACCUUAUGAAUGCAAGCAGUGUGGAAAGACAUUCAGUUAUACAUCCAGUCUUGCUGUCCAUCAGAGGAUCCACACUGGGGAGAAACCUUAUGCAUGCAAGCAAUGUGAGAAGACAUUCAGUCGGAGUGACAAACUUGCUGUGCAUCAGAAAAUCCACACUGGAGAGAAGCUUCAUGAAUGCAGGCAAUGUGGAAAGACAUUCAGAUGUAGCUCCCAACUUGCUGUUCAUCAGGGUAUCCACACUGGAGAGAAGCCUCAUGAAUGCAGGCAAUGUGGAAAGGCAUUUAGACAGAUCUCUGCUCUUACUUUUCAUCAGAGAGUCCACACUGGGGAGAAACCUUAUGAAUGCAAGCAAUGUGGAAAGACAUUCAAUCGGAGUGACAAUCUUUCUGUACACCAGAAAAUCCACACUGGGGAAAAACCUUAUGGAUGCCAGCAAUGUGGAAAGGCAUUUAGUCAGAUCUCUGCUCUUACCUUUCAUCAGAGAAUACAUACUGGAGAGAAACCUCAUGAAUGCAUGCAAUGUGGAAAAGCAUUCAGUCGAAGUGACAAGCUUGCUGUACAUCAGAAAAUCCACACUGGAGAAAAGCCUCAUGAAUGCAGAGAAUGUGGAAAGGUAUUUAGUCAGAUCUCUGCUCUUACCUUUCAUCAGAGAAUCCACACUGGGGAGAAGCCUUAUGAAUGCAAGCAAUGUGGAAAGAAAUUCAAUCGGAGUGACAAUCUUGCUAUACAUCAGAAAAUGCACACUGGGCAGAAACCGUAUGAAUGCAAGGAGUGUGGAAAAACAUUCAGUUACACAUCCAGUCUUGCUGUCCAUCAGAGGACCCACACUAGGGAGAAACCUUAUGAAUGCAAGCAAUGUGAAAAGACAUUCAAUCAGAGUGACAAGCUUGCUGUACAUCUGAAAAUCCACACUGGAGAGAAGCCUCAUGAAUGCAGGCAAUGUGGAAAGACAUUCAGAUAUAGCUCCCAACUUGCUGUUCAUCAGAGGAUCCAUACUGGGGAGAAACCUUAUGAAUGCCAGCAAUGUGGAAAAGCAUUUAGUCAGAGUUCUGCUCUUACCUUUCAUCAGAGAAUCCACACUGGGGAAAAACCUUAUGAAUGUCAGCAAUGUGGAAAGGCAUUUAGUCAGAGCUCUGCUCUUACCUUUCAUCAGAGAAUCCACACUGGGGAGAAACCUUAUGAAUGCCAGCAAUGUGGAAAGGCAUUUAGUCAAAGCUCUGCUCUUACUUUUCAUCAGAGAAUCCAUACUGGAGAGAAGCCUCAUGAAUGCAAGGAGUGUGGAAAGACAUUCAGAUACACCUCCAGUCUUGCUGUUCAUCACAGGAUCCACACUGGGGAAAAACCUUAUGAAUGCAAGCAGUGUGGAAAGGCAUUUAGUCAAAACUCUGCUCUUACCUUUCAUCAGAGAAUACACACUGGAGAGAAGCCUCAUGAAUGCAAGCAAUGUGGAAAGGCAUUCAGUCGGAGUGACAAGCUUGCUGUACAUCUGAAAACCCACACUGGAGAGAAGCCUCAUGAAUGCAGGCAAUGUGGAAAGGCAUUUAGACAGAGCUCUGCUCUUACUUUUCAUCAGAGAAUCCACACUGGGGAAAAACCUUAUGAAUGCAAGGAGUGUAGAAAGACAUUUGGUUACCCCUCCAAUCUUGCUGUUCAUCAGAGGAUCCACACUGGGGAAAAACCUUAUGAAUGCAAGCAAUGUGGAAAGACAUUGAGAUAUAGCUCCCAACUUGCUGUGCAUCAGAGGAUCCACGCUGGGGGGGGAACCUUAUGAAUAGCAGCAAUGUGGAAAGGCAUUUAGUCAGAACUAUGCUCUUGCCUUUCAUCAGAAAAUCCACACUGUGGAUAAUCCUUAUGAAUAUAAGCAGUAUGAAAAGACAUUUUAUCAGAGCUCUGCUCUUGCUGUUCAUCAGAGGAUCCACACUGAGGAGGAACCUUAAGAAUGAAAGCUAUGUACAAUAGUCUUUACAUGUAACUCCAGUCUUGCUAUUCUAUGAAGGAAAUUUAACUUCCCCCCCUUUCUGGGCAACAUACUUGGCAUGAGCCUAGACUUGACUCAGAGGCAAGAAUUGUGUGGUGGAAACCAUUGAGUGAGUAUAGAAUGGUAGCAGGAAAUGGCAGCAAAUUCCCAAAUAAAUUAAAUACCUUUUUGUUAUUUGGGAUGCCUAGAGCAAGGGCAGGCAGAAUAGCCUAUUUCAAUAUAGAAAGAGCUGGCAUAUGUUCUGUCUCUAAACUAACUGGUUGAGUGACUGAAUUUUUUUGUCUGCUAUACUAUAAGGGGUUUAGUGAUUUCCCCAUAGCUGGGAAUCCACUGUCUACAAAACCCUGUUGCUCCUAGAAUUGCUUUAAACAGUUUCUUAGUGGAGGGUUGCUUAAUUUUUUUAAUGUUUUCGAUGAGCUUAGGGAAAUGAAGUGGGUACCAGCAGUUAAAAUGAACCCUAAAUACUCCACUUUGGGGAAACACCACUGAACUAUUGCCUUCGAGAUCUUGUGUCCUCUUAUAGAGUUCCAAAACAUGUUUGACAUUAGGUGAGGCCAAAAGUAAGUAUAAAAAGUCUCUAGUGACUCACUUUAAACUUGAUAUUUCCUAACCUUUAUGUUAAAAUGUGAAAAAAAUGAAGUGGGACUUUCAACGUUUCAUUGGCAAACAAAAGCAUGCCCCUUUGGGACCUUUCCAGGUGAAAGUAAAUAUAUUUCUGGAAUCUCAUUGAAUGGGUAUUGAGAAAAAUGCUAAAUAGGACGCUGCUACCACAAAAUAUGAGGCAGUGCUAGGAAUAGAGGAGAAAUUGAGGUGGGCUUAAAACCACAGUGUCUUGAUUGUUUACAGCCCUUAAAUGUACAAAUUGAGAGACAGGUUUUACAUUUACAUCUAACUUUUGAUCUUUAACAAGUAAUAUAGAUGUGUUGUAUUCUGAUUUACAUAAAAUUAUUUGCAUUUCAAUUAAACAACUUUAUCACUGGGGUAAUUCUACCAAUUGCCUCUUUUGAUAGGGGAUACUGAGGAAUGGAAGGAGGUGGAUCCCCUUUGGUUUUGCACAGGAACAACUGAUUUCAGUAGGCCUAUAUAGAAAGAUGUGGUCCAGAGAUUCAGGUAUAUCUACUGGUAUUUCAACGGUGAGAGGUUUGUCUAUCUCCUGUCUAAAAGUAGUACAGGGAGCAAAUUCAAAUAUUCAUGCAAUCCUAGUUUCAUAGCAGCAUUUUGAGAGCAUGUUAUUGUGGCUCUAAGUUUACAUAAAAGGUCCCUCCAUAAUAAAUUUAUAGGGGAUUUAGGCAUUAGAAGGAAAGAGUGUUCUACUGAUAGAGGUCUCAUAGACAAUCUUUGAGAGGAAAGCUUUGGGACCUUCAGAAGUGUUCCAGAUAGGGGGCAGCUGGGUAGCUCAGUGGAUUGAGAGCCAGACCUAGAGACAGGAAGUCCUAGGUUCAAAUCUGGUCUCGGACACUUCCCAGCUGUGUGACCCUGAGCAAGUCACUUGACCCCCAUUGCCUAGCCCUUACCACUCUUCUGCCUUGGAACCAAUACACAGUAUUGAUUCCAAGGUAGAAGGUAAGGGUUUGUUUUUUUUUUAAAGAAGUGCUCCAGAUACACCUACUACUUUUAGGCAACCAAUAGAACAGCACUUGGAAUCUAGUUUUUUCAACUCUGAUCUGGAAGCUUCAGUGUCUAAGAGGCAAUCAUGUACCCAAUUUUCAAGGUUACAUGAGGCUCAUCACAAUUGUGAGAAAAAAUGAAUGAAUACUGCACUGCAAGUAUUUAAAUUUUAUAGGAUUUAAUAACAGCAAGAGUGAGAGUAAGUACUUUCUUCCGCUGAGUAAAUAAAGCACAGAGCUAGUGACCCACAUCUGCAAUGCUUUACCAAAGCAAGAGCCCCCAAAAGUCCCCCAGUGUGGAGUUUCAGCCAAAUUUAUCUUUCAAAUGUCAGAACACAAAAUGAGGAUGUAACUUAAAAAGAAUACUGGGUAUGUAUAAUUCAUGUGUAUCAAAUUACUAUUGGCACUUUCCCCACUAUGAUCCUUUUAGGAGACCAGUCUCCCUAAUGGAUCAUUUUAAACAUAAUUAACUUAAAACUUUAAAGAUUUUUGACUUUAGGUGUAUAUAUUAGUUUCUAAAGGAAAAUUAUAAUAAUUUGGGGGAAAGGGAGGAAAAGAAAAAGAACAAAAUUAAUAUUAAGUGCAUUAACAAAAAACAAUUAGGGAGCUGUCCCUUUUGACAUAAGAGUGUACAUUCAAAAUGAGUGCAUUCAACCCCCCUCCCCCCAGUUCAAAUUCCCCACAUCUCACAGUUUACUGGACCUUUUAGUUUGGAAUGUGGUCUCUGAAUGCAUCUUUAUGGUGACUUCUCCAAAAAGUUCACCUUCUGGAUUCUACGAAGUAGUUUCUUGUACCAAAUUAGGCUCAAAUUCAAAUCAAAGUUCACAAUAACAGUCCCCACUGAGCAGGAUAAUAACACAUAAAGAAAUAUUCAAAUCACACAGGGAUACAUGGUUGAGGCAUGAGGCAUAUGAAUUACUGCCAAUCAAAAACAUCAGAAAAUAGCACCAAAAGCCAAAUAACUACUGGAUGAAAAUUCUAGAUAUCCAAUUCCAAAUGUUAUAUGUAAAAAAUUCUAAAUAAGGAAAAACAAAAUCACACUAGGUCCUUGAAUAAUGGAUUGAUUAAAGCAAUUUAUAUCUUAUAAGUACAUAACAGCAAUCAUGCACUUACCCACUCAACAGCCAGGGUUAUAGUCAACUGCCACAGCAUAAAAGAUGGAAAAGGGACUAGAUUUUUAUUAUUUUGUCUGAUCUUUCAUUGUUCCUCAGGGAUAGGGGAACCAGAACAGCCAAUUGUUAGGUACUUGAUAUAAAGUAUUGUACAAGGAAUGUGGUACAAGGAGUCUUUUGCCUUAAACAUAUGUCAAGUACCACAACCUUGAGUCUCACACUAGGUUCAAAUCCUUUCGUAUUAGCAUAGGAUUUCAUCAAUCCUACCUGGAUUGGUUUCUUUUUGACCAGUGUGCUCUUGUGGCACUAUUCAGGUUAAGUUCGUGCUUCUGUAGCACUGUGUACAUGAAAUCCUUGCUCCCUUUUGAUUCCAUUUCUUUGAAUCAGACAUAUUCACAAAGCAGUUUCAUAAUAUGUAAAGAGCCAAAGGUAGUUUCCCACGGUCUAAGGCUUUUGGGCAGGCAGUCGCAUUUAGAGCUAAUGGAACUACACUAGUGAAAAAUUGCAGGGAACCAACAGACCCCCACUGGAUGACAUGGUCCCAGAGAGAAACCAGAAAACUGCAAAGCAGCCCCUUGAAAAUAAAAUCCCCCUGCUAACCUCCUUCUGUGACUUCUACCCCUCCUUUCCCUCUCCACAGAAUUACAUUCACUCCCAUUAUAAGCCAGGCAAACCAAGAACAUCAAUCAUCUUCAAGACACACUCCACUGAAUUCUGUUUAUGGACAGAAACCAAGCAACAUUGCCAGGUGCUUUAAAGUAACACAAGAAAAAUAGAACUUGUAAGUUGAGGAAAACCCCAAAUCUGGUCUGGCAUUAAAUUGCCCUCUAACCUUGUACCUAUGUACAAAAUGUUUUAUUUCCCAUCUCCUAAGUAAUUGUGAUUCAUUGUGAAAGCUGACCAAAGGUAACUGAUUCUCCUAGGUCAGGGAGAACAAACCUCUAGAUCACCCUGUUUAUGUCAUUCAUCCAAAGCAAAAAUGUUUUGUUGAUUAUCUCUUUAGGCUAUGCGUCUUGUUAAGUUCCAUGGAAACAUAUAUGUAGAAAUUUGAUUAUGUGCCAAUGAAGUAUGUAAUCACCAGCCUACAUAAUAAACCUCUGUGCUAUGGCA